CCCCCCCCCCAAAGUUACAUAAGAAAAAUGAGUUCUUCAUCUUUCUAUCUUACAUUGUUUUUAUUUUCCUUAUUCUUGUUAUCCAUCAAUGGCCAAGAUCUCAUAUAUGACACUUGCAAAACUUCUUCACAACAAGACCCUAAUGUGAAGCUCCAAUUUUGCACGACUUCUCUUCAAGCUGCGCCGGCUAGCCAUUGUGCUAACCUUAAGGGUCUAGGGAUGAUCUCCAUUAGACUAACGAGGUAUAACGUCACGGACACAAGGUGUUACAUCAAGCAGUUGCUCAAGAAUAAUACAAAGAAGCUUGAUCCCUAUGUGAAGUCAUGUUUGGAUGAUUGUUUUGAACUUUAUUCUGAUGCUAUUUCAGGCAUCAAACAAGCCAUGGAGAGUUAUAAUUCCAAACGCUUUUUUGAUGCGAAUGUGCAAAUAAGUUCGGUUAUGGAUGCCACUACAACUUGUGAAGAUGGAUUUAAACAAAAAAAGGGUAUCGUUUCACCGUUAACCAAGAGAAAUGAUGCGACUUUCCAGUUGUCUGCUAUAGCACUUUCAAUUAUGAACAUUGUUCAAAGUAGUGCAUAAAAUCAAGUCAAAACAUUAGUUUAAAAAAACUAGUGUUAUGUGAGGUUGUUAGACUUUAUGUUGAUAUGUUUACUCCUUUUCCUAUAGUAUUUAUGUUUGAUAUUGUCAGAUGAUAUAAUAAUAAACUUUUGUGAA
This is a messenger RNA of Helianthus annuus (common sunflower), 714 nucleotides long. RefSeq names its product putative invertase inhibitor. The transcript has a single exon. The coding region runs from base 28 to 579 and encodes 183 amino acids. NCBI's taxonomy places the organism in Eukaryota, Viridiplantae, Streptophyta, Magnoliopsida, Asterales, Asteraceae. The record is from RefSeq and is a predicted model, not a curated record. Gene Ontology annotation, molecular function: enzyme inhibitor activity.